AUGAACUUCAACAACGAUUUUUUGGUUUCGUCCAACAACACGAUAAACGACAACAAAGUUAACGCGAAAAAAGUGGCCCGCAGUCCUUUGUACCAAAUCAAGAAGCUGAUCAAGUGCGUCUUGAAGAAGAACGAGAAAAACACCUACAAGAAAAACCCGCAGCCCACCUAUUUCAUGGACGAAGAAAUCGCAGACAAUUUCGCCAAUGAAAUUUUGGAAAACGAAAUUUUUGAAGAAAUUGACACUUGUGAAGACUAUGCUGGCGUGCCUAUUUACAAUGGUACCUCCGCUGAAAUCCUGCCGAUAGCCCGUGGUCAAAGGUAUGUUCCAGUUCACUUUGCCAAAACCGAAGCCGGUACUUUCUUCUGGACGUCGGUGUCGUCGCCUGAUAGUGAUAUUGUCAAGCAUAACGCAAUUAGCUGCAAUCAGACUCCGGAACUACAAGUGCCUUGCGAUAGAUGGGCGCAAGCAUAA
Ceutorhynchus assimilis (cabbage seed weevil) is the source of this 474-nucleotide messenger RNA. NCBI's taxonomy places the organism in Eukaryota, Metazoa, Arthropoda, Insecta, Coleoptera, Curculionidae. The record is from the annotation of a GenBank genome assembly.